Molecule: messenger RNA, 658 nt
Organism: Nycticebus coucang (slow loris)
Lineage: Eukaryota; Metazoa; Chordata; Mammalia; Primates; Lorisidae
Product: hemoglobin subunit alpha-like
Exons: 3
Coding region: 16-549 (177 amino acids)
Biological process (GO): hydrogen peroxide catabolic process; oxygen transport
Cellular component (GO): hemoglobin complex; haptoglobin-hemoglobin complex; blood microparticle
Molecular function (GO): peroxidase activity; iron ion binding; organic acid binding
Source: RefSeq, a predicted model, not a curated record
UCUGCUUGUCAGCCAAUGAGCGCUGCCCGGCAGGGCGCGCCCACUGGUACCUGGGGCAUAAAGGCGCGGCGGCUCUGCUACUUGGGCGCUUCUGAUCCUGACCCUCAGAAGGAAAUCACCAUGGUGCUGUCUCCCGCGGACAAGACCAAUGUCAAGGCUGCCUGGGAAAAGGUUGGCAGCCAUGCUGGCGACUAUGGCGCGGAGGCCCUGGAGAGGAUGUUCCUGUCCUUCCCCACCACCAAGACCUACUUCCCCCACUUCGACCUGAGCCACGGCUCCGCCCAGGUCAAGGCCCAUGGCAAGAAGGUGGCAGAUGCGCUGACCAACGCCGUGUCCCAUGUGGACGACAUGCCCUCUGCCCUGUCUGCUCUGAGUGACCUGCAUGCGCACAAGCUGAGAGUGGAUCCGGUCAACUUCAAGCUCCUGAGCCACUGCCUGCUGGUGACCCUGGCCUGUCACCACCCCGCAGACUUCACUCCUGCGGUCCACGCCUCCUUGGACAAGUUCCUGGCUUCUGUGAGCACCGUGCUGACCUCCAAAUACCGUUAAGCUGUAGCUUCAGUGACCCCUGUCCCCUGCCUUGGACCUCUGGGCCAGGCCCUCCUUCCCUUUCUGCACCACACCUCCUGGUCUUUGAAUAAAGUCUGAGUGGGUGGCA